Chanos chanos (milkfish) is the source of this 1665-nucleotide messenger RNA. It is a transcript of the gene hnrnpk, whose product is annotated as heterogeneous nuclear ribonucleoprotein K. Gene Ontology annotation, molecular function: RNA binding. The transcript has 17 exons. NCBI's taxonomy places the organism in Eukaryota, Metazoa, Chordata, Actinopteri, Gonorynchiformes, Chanidae. The coding region runs from base 144 to 1475 and encodes 443 amino acids. The record is from RefSeq and is a predicted model, not a curated record.
CAGACUUCGAGGUUCAGAGAGCUGCUGCCCAGGACCUAGUCACAGCCGGCCCCCUCCAAUAGGAGUCAGUAACCGUCACAUAGAAGUUAGUGUUUUGUUUAGAUUAGGGAAGGCCUGUUAACACUGCUCUCUCUCUGAGGACAAUGGAAGCGGAAAACGAACACCGGGAAGGAGAAACCACAUUCAGCAACACAGAGAGUAACGGUAAACGUCCGGCCGAAGACCCCGACGAGGAGAAGUCUUUCAAACGUUCCAGGAACUCUGACGACAUGGUGGAGCUGAGGGUGCUGCUUCAGAGCAAAAAUGCAGGCGCAGUGAUUGGCAAAGGAGGCAAGAAUAUCAAAGCGCUGCGUACAGACUACAAUGCCACUGUCUCAGUCCCAGACAGCAGUGGGCCAGAGCGCAUCCUGAGCAUAAGUGCGGACAUCCCGACGGUUGCCGAGAUACUGCUGAAGAUAAUACCCACUUUGGAGGAGUACCAGCAUCAUAAAGGGGUUGAUUUUGACUGCGAGCUGAGGCUGCUCAUCCACCAGAGUUUGGCCGGGAGCAUCAUUGGGGUGAAGGGAGCCAAGAUCAAGGAGCUCAGAGAGAGCACCCAGACCACCAUCAAGCUCUUCCAGGAGUGCUGCCCGCAGUCCACUGACCGUGUGGUUCUGGUCGGAGGAAAAGCCCAACGGGUCGUGGAGUGCAUCAAAACCAUGCUGGAGUUGAUCGUGGAGGCUCCUAUUAAAGGUCGCUCCCAGCCCUAUGAUCCAAACUUCUACGACGAGACGUAUGACUACGGUGGCUUCCCCAUGAUGUUUGAAGAGCGCGGCCGUCGUCCAAUGGGAGGCUUCCCCUCCAGGGGGCGUGGCGGCGGCGGCGGCGGAGGAGGCGGGUUCGACCGCAUGCCGCCCGGCGGGGGCAGGGGGGGUCACCACAUGCCCCCCUCCCGGAGAGAUUAUGAUGACAUGAGCCCCCGCAGAGGGCCCCCGCCCCUGCCGCAGGGCAGAGGGGGGCGAGGGGGUGGUAGACCCCCCCGAAAUCAUCCCAUGGGUCCUCCCCACCACAGAAGAGGUGAUGAUCACUAUUCAUUCGAGUCCCAUCGACACCAUCCCGACAGCAGACAGAAAGGUGACAGAAGAGGGAGGCCUGGUGAUCGCUAUGGAGACAGCAUGAAUGAAGGUGGAUAUGACAGUAAUUCUUCGUGGGAUUCGUACCCAUCUGGUGGAAGAGGUAACUAUGGCGACAUGGGCGGUCCAGUCAUCACCACACAAGUGACAAUUCCCAAAGACCUCGCCGGAUCGAUCAUCGGAAAAGGAGGACAGAGGAUCAAACAGAUCCGACAUGAGUCCGGCGCGUCCAUCAAGAUCGACGAGCCGCUGCAGGGAUCGGAGGACAGGAUCAUCACCAUCACUGGAACUCAAGACCAGAUCCAAAACGCACAGUACCUAUUGCAGAAUAGUGUGAAGCAGUACUCUGGUCGGUUCUUCUAAACCAGGAAAGAUAAAUUCAAGUAAGCCCACCCCCCCUUUACCCUGCCACCCCUCCCCACCCCCCCAUACUGUUCCCACUCCCCUUUUGUUGCUUGUUGUCAAUGUUCUGUGGGUUUAUUUUGAAUAUAUUUUUUAAAAAAAUAUAUAUAUAUUGUUACAAGGGCCGUCUGUUGGCAUAUUCACAGUAACA